UUUUCCCUUUUUGUUGUGAGGCUUACAAAUGGAACAGAUAUUUAUGAGUGAUGUUAUGUCUAUUGAAAGCGACCUAUGUGUUGUAGUCAAUAAAAACGCCUCCUAUAUGGAACAUAUCAUAUCAAGAAUUUGUAUGUUCUGCUUCCUUGCAGAAAUGAAAUUCUCAAUAUUUGAAGAUUCUUUGGUAAGUGUAUCUCCUGGAAGAUGUUCUAGGUCUUGACUUCAUUUCGGUAACAGUUAAAUUUUAUGAAUUUCCUUAGUCUCCCUCCCAGCAUAUGUUAGAAAAAAAAAAUCAAUCUGGAGAUUCUGGACCACAUUCAUCUUCAUGCAUGAAGGAUAGUCUUCCUAAAACAUUGACCCAGUAUGAAACCACAAGUCUUGAAGAUACUAGAGAUGCAAGAAUAGUAGCUAUUACUGUUAUGGUCAAUUUUGAUUCAUAUGAUCUUAGACUUAGUGUUUGCUGCCAAAGCCAAUGACUAAUGACUUUUCUUCAUUGCAUAAACUAUUCAAACCCAGAGCAGCUCAGAGUAUAUGUAUCAAGCCUUAUUCUUGGAAUAUGUUACCAAAAACGGGGAAAAAAAAAAGAAAAAAGAAAAUGGCUUUCCAGCUGAUAUGCAAGAGCAAAGUUGGAAGGUGCAGAAACAGUUUUCUGGUAUGUUUCCUUCUGACUUGGCUGAGCUCCGUUGCGAUUGCCAAAAAGUAUGAACCAACCAAUAUUGGUGCAAUCAUCGAUGUCGAUUCUCGUAUUGGAAAGGAGCAACAAAUAGCCUUGAAGAUAGCAGUUCAAGGUUUCAAUGACCUGCCAUCCAAUGAUCAGAGACUAGUUCUUCAUUUCAAAAACAACAGUGACAAUCCUAUGCAAGCAGUAUCUGCAGCUGAACAGUUAAUUAGAGAGAACCAAGUGAAAGUGAUAAUUGGAUUGAAAACAUGGGAGCAAAGUGUUAUGGUUGCUGAUGUUGGAAAAGGCGAUGAAGUGCCAGUACUUUCAUUAGCAUCAUCUUCUAACAGACCCUUAUUUAUGCAGCAGAGAUGGCCUUUCCUGAUGCCAAUGGUUCCAAAUAUCUCAGAUCAAAUAACUUGCAUCUCAGAAGUGAUUGGUUCUUAUAACUGGCGGAAAGUUGUGGCAAUUUAUGAGGACAACACUUAUGCUGGUGAUUCUGAGUUGAUUGCUGUACUAUCUAGAGCUCUUCAACAGGUUGAUGCAGAAAUCGAAUCGCAUUUAGUCCUUCCACCACUAUCUUCUGUGCCUGAUCCUGAAGGGAUGAUUCGAGAUGAGGUAGCGAACUUGAUAAGAUCACAAUCACGGGUGUUUGUUGUUCUACGAUCAUCAUUGUCACUGGCAAGUUAUUUGUUUAAAGAAGCUAAGAAGAUUGGAUUAAUGUGUAGAGAUUCAGUUUGGAUCAUUUCAAAUUCUCUCUCUGAUCUCCUGGAUUCUGUUGAGCCUUCGAGUAUUUCCUAUAUGCAAGGAGCCAUAGGAAUCAAGAACUUUUACUCUGAAAAUACUGCACCCUUUCAAAGAUUCAAAUAUGAGUUUAAGAGAAAUUUCAGGGCGGAAUACCCUGAUGAACAUAAUUCAGAGCCAGGAAUUCAUGCUCUCCGAGCAUAUGAUGCCAUCACAGCAGUUUCCAAAGCUGUGAUGGAAUCACUCAAUGAGGAUAACAAGAAUCAUUCAACGUCACUAUUAAGAAUGGUUCAAUCAAGCAAUUUCACUGGUUUAAGUGGUGAUGUUCGUUUCCAAGGGAAUGCGAUAUCAGGCGAAUCUGUAUUUUCAAUUGUCAACGUUGUAGGAAAGAGUUACAAAGAGCUUGGGUUUUGGUCUCCCAGUUUCAGCUUCACAAACAGUUCACUGGGGCAAUCAGGGAAGGCAAAUAUCAGUGCAGUUAGCAGAGUUCGAAGUAUGCAAGACCUGACCAGCUUAGUCAAUUGGCCUGGUGAACUGAACCGAAUUCCUAAAGGUUGGGCAAUGCCAACUGAUGUAGCACCAAUGAAAAUCGGAAUUCCAGGAAGAACAACUUUUGAUAAGUUUGUGAAGGUGGAUUGGGCAGACUGGACUAACAACAGGAAGGAACCUACUGGCUUCUGCAUUGAUGUCUUUCAAGAAGCGCUCAAGAUUGUGGAAGAAGAGUAUACCUUAUUCUACGAGUUUGUACCAUACAAUGGCAGCUAUGACGAACUUGUUGACUGUGUCUACAAUAAGACUUUCGGCGCUGCAGUUGGUGAUAUAACAAUUCUAGAAAACCGGUCCAAGUACGUGGAUUUUACCCAUCCAUUUGCAGAAUCAGGUUUGUCCAUGAUGGUCAAGGUGGAACAGGAGGAUCAUCGCGCAUGGAUGUUUAUGAAGCCUUUCACUUUCAAUAUGUGGGUAGCAACAUUCAGUAUCAUGUUCUACACAAUGUUCGUCGUGUGGUUCAUGGAGCACCAAACCAACCCAGAAUUUAGAGGCCCUUGGAAAGACCAGCUUGGAACUGCAAUGUGGUUCACAUUCUCCACUCUUUUCUUCGCACACAGUUAAGUAUCAUUCUCCUAUCUGUGUCACAAACUGCCACCCCAGCAUAAGCUCCCAUUUUUUUCUAACUGCCAAUGUUUCUUCUUAUCAAACAGAGGAACAAAUAAGAAGCCACUAUAGUAAAGCAGUGCUGGUAGUGUGGCUCUUUCUGGUGUUUGUACUAACCUCAAGUUACACUGCAAGUCUCACUUCAAUGUUGACGAUUCCCAGACUUAAGCCUAAUGUGACCGACAUUGAAUGGAUAAGAAGAACAAAUGCCCCAGUAGGAUGUGACAUUGAUUCUUUUGUAAAGGAUUAUGUUCAGAAUGUGCUUGAGCUUAAAAACAUUGAAACAAUUGACAGCCCAGAUUCUUACUCAAUGAAAUUUGAUAGUGGCAAUAUCACAGCUGCAUUUAUCGAGCUGCCUUAUCAGAAGGUUUUCUUAAGCGAACACUGUAAUGAUUACACUGUUACUGGGCCUACUUACAGAUUUGGAGGUCAAGGCUUUGUGAGUACUUUCAACAUAAUUGGUUUCUUUUGAUAGUUUUGAAUGAAUGCAUCUGUUCAUUCCAUGUCUGAAUUGAGAACUUCUAAUAGUCCUGAUCUUCCAUUAUGCUGCUGUGAAGGUUUUCCAGAAAGGGUCUCCAAUAGCACGAGAUUUUUCCAAAGCGAUUCUAAGACUGAUGGAGAAUGGUAAGCUUGAGAAGCUACAGGGUGAUUUGUUAGAUUCAUCCAUGAACUGCUCCAGUACUGCUUCUGAUGAUUCCAAGACUGAGAGUCUGCACUUUGAGAGCUUCUGGGGUUUAUUCCUUAUUUCGGGUUCUACUUCCACCAUUUGCCUUCUAAUCUUUGUAGCUCGGUUGUGGAAGACAAAGACGAAGUGGCAUCAGAAUGGUGAUGUUGUUGAUCAUCAGGGAGGAGGAAGCAAAGGAAUCAAGGGUAUUGUCGAUAUGGUGGUCGAUCUAACCCCAUACUCCCUCAGAAGUGGAAGCAUUGGUAGAUCAAUGGGACGGGAUGGCAAAGUGGCUCAGAGAUGGAGUUCUUCGCGAUGGGAUCUGGUAAGUCCAGUUGACCCAUCUGAACAUUUUCAAGCAUCUCGUGGAGGCUUGAAAACUGUAUAAGAAACAUGCCCUUAGCUAACUUCGUCCAAAGGGCUGCAGCCGGAAGUUUGUGGAGCCUAGACUAAGAGGAUUCAAUUUAUUCGUUGUGUAAAUGUUUAAAAGCGUAAGAAUUAGUUAACAGAAACUAGUAUUUUUGCUUUGAUUUUGAUCUUGUCUUCAUGAUAUGUCAAGACGGAUUAAGAAUUGAAUCAAACACAGAACGAUAACAACAUUCCAAAUUUCUACAUCUGAUAAGAUUUCGAGGACACUUCACAGGGAUGUGUAGAACAGUAUAAUGAGAAUCAGAACCUACUUCAACAAUCCAAGAAAAAAAAAAUGAGACAGAAAGCAUCACGCUGAGAACCACUAGACUUCCGAAUCAACUCUUAGUGAAUCACAAAACAACUGUGUAAUCCCAACAGCAAUGUGCAUUAUAAGUUGUAACCGACAAAACUGCUAGAGAUGCGUUGUGCUACACUGGAUGCGACAGUUGGAGAAUGUGAUAUCAAAUGAAAGUUCAAAUCAGUUUUAUGAAACAAAUUUAAAGAGUCUCGUGAAAUCAGUAAGAUAUCAAUAAUAUGCAUACCUAUUCAGAAAUAAGUAGUAAAAAAAAUAACAAUUAGAAGGGUACAAGAAAAUUCCUCUUAUGGAUGACUCUCGUCAAGCUUUUGCGUUCCAAAUGAACAUUUAAGUCAAUCAUUAUUAUUUAUUUUCUUUCCCUUCUGCUAAAGAACAAGCAUCAUACCUGGCUGGGAAGAUUACCUGAAUUCACGGCCCGCAGCACUUUCCAGUUUUGCAUUAUUAACUCCUAUAGCCAAGCAACUCAUCAGAUGCACAUCACCAACGUGAAAGCUUUCAAUUCUCCAAACAGAUUCAGAAGUGAAACAAUACAAUCAACUCAUCACCGAAACAAUAGAACCAAUAAAAAGAUGUUCUGAUGGUUGUUGUAAUGGAAUAUUGAACACAAAGUCCAAAGUGCCUGUUAUAAACAUCGCAUCAGAGUGCCUCCUUCAGGAAAUUGCUGUAAUCUAAGUUUGCACAAUUAGGAAUCCAAAAAUUUAUCUAAGGGGAGUUACUAGACCUUGAACAUCUGCUGUAAAAAGUAAUAUGCAUCAGAUUCUUAGAUGAAGUAAACAUUCAAUCAUAACUUGCAUACAAAUGCAGAAUCCCUCUACUAUACAAACAAUAAAACAAGAAAGGAACAUAACGUAGGCACAUACACGGCGCUCCAAAGUCCGAAGAGAAGGAGCAUGCCACUUUUCUGUAAAACCAAAAAGAUAUCAAAUCAUGACCAGAUUAUUUAGUGAACAUCCAAAUUCCCAAAAUAACAGUGAGUCAGCUCUGCUUUAAGAGGAAGGCUAAUUUUCAACCAUUCAUUUAUUAUCAAGAGAAGACUUCCAUUAAGUGAAUUUACAGAAAUGGAGAAAAAGACAUUGCUAACUCUAUCAAGCAAUAAUAUUGUUUUUACAAAUAACACUGGAUCCGGCAAAUGAAAUCAGAGCAGAACGUAACAUGCCCUACAAGAGGAGCAUCAUACAACUGAAUCCAGUUACUUCACCGUCGAAAGCUCUCCACAGAGAGCACCUUGUACCCUCAAUACAUUGCAUAAAAAUACACUGAGAGUGGAGAAACUCCAAACAAGUCUCACUCAGAAUCAUUACUAUUACCCUUUUAACCAGAUUACUUCCGGUAUAUGCUCAAUAAAUAGAUGAAGUCCUAAUCGUCCAGAUAGUCAUCAAAAGUCCUACUGCUGUUACAUUCCAUUAAAGCUUUCGCAUUUAGUUCUCUUCCAAAUCUCCAAAUAUAGUUGAGACCAACAAGUAGCUCGGCAAUGGUUGCUUCCGUCUUUUCUUGAUUUGCAAAAUAAAGAGUCUGUACGAGAAGCACAUUUGUUCUAGAGACUAAAUUCUGAUGUUCAAAACUUCGCUCUGUUUGCCAUCUAAUAGUGUUAUGAGCAAGGGGUGCAAGCCACUCAAGUAUUCCAGACAUAGCUUCAUUCCAUUCUGCUGCAAGAACAGUAUCAUAAAUAGAUGACAUCAAACUCUUGGCAUAUGGCUUUAGUUUUGCUCUCAGAGCGGCUCUAAUGCUUGCUGGCAGCAUGUUGUAAAGAUCAUCCCUAGCAUCAUGACCAAUCAAAUGCGGAGAUGCCACUAACUUCUCAAUUACAAUAAUGAUAUUAGCAUAGUGCAAUGAUAAUGCUGCAGCACCAAGAGUCUCUGGAGGCGCAUUCAAAAGCUUGUGCUUGGAGCUCAAAAUAGAUAUAUUCCCAUGAAAGAAAUUGUUGUUAGCAAGUUGUGCAACAUUAUUGGCAAUAUUUCCAUCUAAACUUGAAUUCAAAUGACCAUUGUUCACUGCAGAACUAUUACCACCCAUCAUGUACUCAUUCAAUGCUCCCUUGGUAAUCAACCGAUUUUGUUUUGCAUUCGGGCUCUUACCUAGAGCACGUGAUGGUUGAUUCACAAACUGCCACAACCUCAAACCAGCUUUGUUUACUUUCUCAAGCGGACCUGUAGUUUCUUUCGACCUCCCAAGAGGAGCUGAAUACGAGAUGAUAGGCUUCUGUUUUUCUGGAACAGAGCUGGACAUUCCAAUAUAAUCGCGAAGGGAACCAGAAAUGCUACCAUUAUUCGUCUUCAACAUUGGGCCAGAGUUUGCAGUCACUCGAUUUAGUGGACCAGAAGCAAACCUAUAAAUAUUAUUCUCAGCAGGGUGAACAGAUGAUUGCAUGAAAACUACAGAGCGGCUGCGAUGAAUAUGUUCAGAAGCAAGGGGUUUAGAUUGUUUGGCUCCCGUCUCAACCACAUUACCAAUUCCAAACACAUGUCCUAUCCUACUAUAUAUUGUAAAGAGAGAUCUUGCUAAUAGAAGAACUGUGUAAUCAUAGCUCCUGCUCCACACAGAUAUCUGCUUUAGAUGCUUUACUUCUUGCAGCUUCCAAGCAAUCUUUUUUUCAUACUCAACCAAACUAAUACUAUCAGCAUCAUCAUUGCUUUUCAUUCUCUUUAGAGCCUGCUCAAGAUCCCCAAGUGACUCCAUUUCUUGAUACAAAUUUGCAUUGAUCAAAAUGAAUCGUUCCAUUUUCCUCACCUUCCUGUCCAUCUUCUUAAAACUGAAUAGCCACCCAUAAGAGUCGAUGCUGACAUUAGCCAAAUCAUUGAAAGCUUGCUCAAAACUCUUUAACAAAGGAUCACUGCAUUUUUUGGAAAGCCUAGCCACUGCUUUUGCUACAUGGGUCAAAUUCUCCAUUAACUCCGCACAUAUCAGUCUCACAAUAUAAUCAUCAUCUUCAGAAACCAGCUUCUUAACUCCAGUAGAGUUCAUCAUUUCCUCCCUCAACUUUUCCACAUGUUUAUCGCCAAGGGACUGCCACAAGUGAACCUGUUUAGACAUUAAACUAGCGACCUCAAAUGCCAACACUCCUAUUAAUGCCUUGUUGCCACCAUCUUGUUUCUUGGCCGGUUUCCACAAACUCCGAAACCAUGACUCCGCAACCAUCUUCAGCUAUCAAUGAAAAUCCAACAAGAAGGAUCUUCAAGAAACAAUAUACCUAACAAAUUACAGUGACAAUUAAAACUAAGUGGAAACGCAAUUGAACAAUAACAAUAGUACCAAAGAGCAUCAACAAACAAGUUGUCAAAAAAAGUCUUUUUUGCAGAUCAUAAAAACAAAAAAGGACAACACUUUUAUAUGAAUAUUCAUCAAUUUGGAAGUAAUUUCAUAUAAAGUAACUUUCCGUCUAGCAUAAGGGUAAGCAAAAUUCAACAACCACCUCCGGCACAGUGUUCUUUCCUUUUUCUUCACUUUUUCUGUACCUAAACUUUUCUUCAAUUAGAACAUGCAGAGAAAUAGAUACAAAAAACUUUCUUCUAGUUUUCUUUGCCAUAUUUGGCCGCUUGUUUGUUUCCAAAACAGAACAGCCCUGUCAAUUACCAAAUAAUUAAGCCACUAACAAAGACUUCAUCCCACCCCUAACACUGGAAAACUUUCAAAGGGGUCAAAUCCAGUAUCCAAAAAUCCCACAAUUCCCCAAAAAAAAAAAAAAAAGAAACAAACUUUGCUCCUCAGAAGCACAAAUACUAGCAUUCAAAUCAUUUCCUUCAAAAUCAACCAACUAAAACCAAAAUUGAAACAAAUCCCAAAACUUCCAUAACCAAGAAACACACACAAAAAAAAAAACAAAAAAAAAACUCAAUAUCUCUAUUUGCACCAACAAUUACACUUCAAAAAGAAAAUACACAAAAGUGGAGUAAGCAACUCACAAUUCUCCAAGAAUGAAGAAAAGACUACACCAUGGAAGCAAAAUCAACCAACAGCAACUAAGUUGAGGUAGACCCAGAACAAAAAUUAAGGCAGAAAUGAAAAUUAUGGUGGUUAGGAAGGGAGGAAAAAGAUUGGGAAGGUGCAGUGAAGCCCUCUUCUGAAAGAGUGGUGUUUUUUUUGUUGUUGGUGGUGGGGUGAGUCCACAACAACACACAGAUGAACAAAUUGCAAUUUGGAAAGAGAGGAAAGCCGAAAUUGUAGAAAAACAUAAAACCGAGUCAAAUUAAAAAUAAUUAAAAGAGGUGUUAUGUCACAAUCAUUUUUAAGGCCCGACCACGCGGAAAUGAGGAAAGGAAAGGGAAAAAAAAAAAUUUAAUUCCUAUAUUUGACCUCAAAAAGUCAAAUUUCUUCACCAUUUAUCGCCGUGUGUUUG
Molecule: messenger RNA, 8278 nt
Organism: Oldenlandia corymbosa var. corymbosa
Lineage: Eukaryota; Viridiplantae; Streptophyta; Magnoliopsida; Gentianales; Rubiaceae
Source: the annotation of a GenBank genome assembly